Molecule: messenger RNA, 910 nt
Organism: Sclerotinia trifoliorum
Lineage: Eukaryota; Fungi; Ascomycota; Leotiomycetes; Helotiales; Sclerotiniaceae
Source: the annotation of a GenBank genome assembly
AGAAGUCUUAAAUCUCCUUUUGUUGUAAAUUCUAUAGCUAACCAGAGAACCGUCGCAGGCUCCAAAUCUGGGGUUGACAUUGCUGCCCUUAUAUCGUGUUACCCAAAAGUAUUGAGUUUUGUUGUAUCAAAUAAAUGAUGUUGUCGGAAUCGCAGGUGGGAGCUCCCAUGGAACACUUUUGCCUAGUAUUGGAGGCACUAAUGCAUACCACCCUUGUAUGGCUAGCGUGAAUUGUUACUUGUAGUUGAACAUCACAUCGACAACCUCAACCCCUCCAAAUUUCACAAUCCAACACAAACGAUGGCAUCUGGUUACGGUCUCAAUGGGGGUAUGUAUCAAAGCUACCCUCCAAAGGAAUGGCAGAGGAUGGAAAACUUAAAUGAGCUCAAUGGCUAACAAAUGGGUUCUCAAGGUCCUUCCCGAUGCUUCCCUUUCUGGCAAGAAGUCUUAGCUUGCUACGUCGUAAACACCUCUACAGAGAGCGAUGCAGGAAAGAGGGUUUGCGCGCCGGUAUUGGAGGAUUAUUAUGAGUGCCUACAUCACAAGAAGGAGGUUGGUGUUCAUGGAUUACAUAACUUCGCGGCAUCCGGCAACAAACCCUCGAAUCAUUUACUGACCCAGUAUUUCUUAUGAUUAGCAUGCCAGAACAAUGGCGAUUCAAGCCGCAUAUCACAAAGCCGAACAAGCGAAUCCCCGAGACGAUGCGCCAAAGGCAGGCGUAGUGAGGAAUUUGGGGUUGCUAGAUAAAGAAGAAGAUACCAAGAAGGUGCUGGGAAUGAAGUGACAGUACUUCAGUCAGGAUGUGUGGAAGUUGUAAAUUAGGAGCGAUUAUGAUCAAUGCCAGUACUUGCAAAAGCAUUUUGUGCCCUUGACUAGUGGCGUAUCAUUGAGAUGGACGGUGGUGAUUCGU